This is a messenger RNA of Apaloderma vittatum (bar-tailed trogon), 1522 nucleotides long. It is a transcript of the gene MMS19, whose product is annotated as MMS19 nucleotide excision repair homolog (S. cerevisiae). Lineage: Eukaryota; Metazoa; Chordata; Aves; Trogoniformes; Trogonidae. The transcript is spliced from 16 exons. Gene Ontology annotation, cellular component: cytosolic [4Fe-4S] assembly targeting complex; MMXD complex. The annotation marks the transcript as partial. The record is from RefSeq and is a predicted model, not a curated record. Gene Ontology annotation, biological process: iron-sulfur cluster assembly.
AUGGAAGCUGGACCGUGCUGCAGCUUGUGGAAGCCCUGGGGUCUUGCCUGGAGAACACAGAUCCUCGGACACGAGGACGAGGCAUCCAGCUGCUGUCACAAGUCCUGCUCCAGUGUUACUCCUUGCUCCAGGAGAAGGAAGAGCAUGUGUGAGGUGCUGUCCCCUGGACUAGCGGUAUCUGUGCUCAAAGCCAUCUUUCAGGAGGUACAUGUGCAGUCCCUGCUGCAGGUGGACCGCCACACAGUCUACAGCAUCAUCACCAACUUCAUGGGUACCAGGGAGGAAGAGCUGAAGGGCCUGGGCGCCGACUUCACCUUUGGCUUCAUCCAGGUGAUGGAUGGGGAGAAGGAUCCCCGCAACCUGCUGGUGGCCUUCCAGAUCGUGCGUGACCUCAUUGCCAAGAGCUACGCCCUGGGUCCCUUUGUCGAGGAGCUGUUUGAAGUGACAUCCUGCUACUUCCCCAUUGAUUUUACUCCACCCCCCAAUGACCCUCACGGCAUCCAGAGAGAAGAUCUGAUCCUGAGCCUCCGGUCUGUACUGGCCUCCACCCCUCAGUUCGCUGAGUUCCUGCUCCCUCUGCUUAUUGAGAAGAUGGACUCAGACCUGCAAAGUGCCAAGCUUGACUCCCUGCAGACUCUGACCGCCUGCUGUGCUGUCUACGGACAGAAGGAGCUCCAGGAAUUCCUCCCCAGCCUCUGGUCAUCCCUGCGCAGGGAAGUGUUCCAGACAGCGAGUGAGAAGGUUGAGGCAGAGUGCCUGACUGCACUGCAUGCCCUCUCUGCCUGCCUGUCCUGCUCUGUGCUCAGCUCUGACACUGAGGACCUGCUGGACUCCUUCCUCAGCAGCAUCCUGCAAGAUUGCAGGCAUCAUCUUUGCGAGCCCGACAUGAAGCUGGUGUGGCCAAGUGCCAAACUCUUGCAGGCAGCAGCGAGGGCCUCCCUCCGCGCCUACCACCACGUCACCCACAGCGUCCUGCCUCUGCUACUGGAGCAGUACACCAGGCACUCGCAGAGCAGCCAGAGAAGGACAAUCUUGGAAAUGCUGCUGGGCUUCCUGGAGUUGCAGCAGAAGUGGGGACAUGUGGAAGAAGAUGAGAGUACUCUGCUGUCUCUCCGAGCCUCCAUUUGCUCUGUGGUGUUCUCAGCGCUGACGGAUCCCAACGUGCAGCUGCAGCUGGUCGGGAUCAGGGCACUAACUGUCCUGGGCUCCCUGCAAGGCUUCCUGUCUCCUUCUGACCUGGAGCUGGUUGUGGAUCACCUCAUCCGUCUUGCUCUGCAUGAGAAGGAUUUCCAGAGCAGUGAAGCAGCGAUGGAGGCAGCGGGAUCUCUGGCCCCCCUAUACCCAAAGGUUUUCUCUGGACACAUGGUGCCCAGGCUUGAGGAGGAGCUCCAGUCAGAGCGGGAGGAGGACAGCUCCCAUGACCACUGCUCGCUGCAGCAGCUGGCAGCUGUGUCAACCCACACCAGCAUUGUGAGGGAAACCGUCCCAGUCCUGCUGCAGCAUCUCCGGAAGGUGCAGAAAG